UUUCUAAACUUCUGGUAAUUGGUUGCCGAGUUACAAUUUGCGGACAGCCUUCAAAAGCACCACUGGGCCCUGGCCAGACAAAAGUCUCGGAACUCCUGCAGUUUUCUGGAAAGUGCUACGAAGCUGUGUCAUCCUUGCAUAACCGUGACGUCCAUAGCCUGUCCAUCCUGAAGCAGUGGUCCGUCGCUUGUGCUUGAAAACAAGUCAUACAAAGAGUCAUAACAUAGGUAUGCAGGCUGUGCGUAUGGUACCGGGGCAAGCUGACCAUUCUCAAUUGAAUAAAUAGCAGAGGUCUCCCCGACAUCUUUUUCUCUCAACUUCAAUACUGCAACAACUUGAAUGUCUGGGCCAUACGUCUACACACAACCGAUAUACGAACCUCCUCCAUAUUAUACCCAUCCGUACACUCCCCAGCGAUCACCUUUCAUUCCUCCCAUUAGUCUAUUCCCACCUUCUCCCUCAUCACCUUACGCCGAACUUCCUGGAACGCACGCUUCUUUCUAUCCUGAUGGAUACCGUCCCCGUCGUCCUCCAUCUUGGCAUGGAGGGAUGGCUGCGCUCCCUCCCAGUCCCUCCUUUUUAGGGGUUCCACUGCCAACCCAUAACCGGCGACAUUCAUUCGGCAAUGGCAAUCACUCUCCUUGGCAAUUCCAGACGUCGUCGCAGCAAUUCCAGAUCCAUCCGCUUCUUAACGGAGAAGCUUAUGUAUCGGAGUUCUACUUCGACAUUGCUAAUCCAGCUUUCGCGCCAUUGCGCAGAGUUGGUCCAAACCACACGGCUAUGGUGUCCGUUGAAGAACUAAGGGAACCUGCUACAUUCCCAACCAUCACCCGCAUGCGUAUCACGCAUGAUGCCAUUCCUCGAUGGCCUAUUGACUUGGAGCUCGUUCAUGGCGAGUACGAUACCUCGGGUGCUCUGCCCAUAACAGUUGGCGACGUUUUGUGGAUGAUCCAUUCUUCCCUGCACCGCCAAAUAUCACACUCUGACUGGGCCCAGCUCAGUCAGAGUCAAGAAACUGCAAUCGCACGAGCCUACACCCGCAGAUACAGAAGCAUCCCUUCAUCUGCUCAGCUCGAAGCAAGUCAAGGAGUCAAACGGAUUGACUAUUUGAUGGAAAGACAUGUCUUCAGGGGACUUGUCAGAGCUCACGACGAAGAUGGUUUGUUCCAUUGGAAGUUGUUGACAUGAAUGUCGCCGCCCCUUGUAACCCGCUCCGGAUCCCUUUGUACCAAAUCUGUCAUAAACAUUCUUUGUUCUCUAUUGCCUUGGUUCCCCAUUGAUUUAUGUUGUAACGAUCUCAUAUAUAUACCCAGCCUCAAGGUCUACCUUUUCCUAAAAUCACCACUCAUCUAUGUUUGUCAG
Messenger RNA from Suillus plorans, 1362 nucleotides. RefSeq lists its product as uncharacterized. The record is from RefSeq and is a predicted model, not a curated record. The coding region runs from base 340 to 1188 and encodes 282 amino acids. Lineage: Eukaryota; Fungi; Basidiomycota; Agaricomycetes; Boletales; Suillaceae. The transcript has a single exon.